AUGUCAAAUGUGUAUGGAAAUGUUUCAAUAAGUUAUUUUGACCCAUUCGAUGUAUUUGCAAGUGUCAAGAAGGAAUUCAUCAAGAUCUUAUCCUUUGAAAAUGUUCACUGGAAAUCUCCAAAUGGUACAGUGAAGACAGUGAACCGUUUAUCAGUUGACCUAUUCCCAGAAAAUGAUAACAAUAAAAAUAAACAUACCACACCGUAUAUUAAAUUCAUAGUGAUCAAUUGUAUUUCCGUUGACGAGUAUAGAGCUAAAGUACGUCCUCUGCUGAGGGAAUGGUUACCAAGUACAUUACAGAACUCACUAAAGGGCAGCCAUGUGAAUAUGGAAUCCAAACCUAUUAUUUUAUUGUAUGCCAAUUCUGAAGUAAUCGAUUCUACUCUAUUUAAAUCAGUUUCUUUACUAGACAAAUUUGCCAAAGAUUUUCCCGAUGUACAGACAUUAGAAUUAAGGUCAGUUUACAAGUCUCCGAAGGAGAGGGAUGAGUUUUGGAGUCAAUUAAGUCACCAUCUCAAAAACCAACUAAUUAAUACUUUCCAGAGAAGAUUAGAUUAUCUUAAAAAUCUUUUGAAAAAUUCAAAUACAUUUGAAAGGGAAUUGUUGAUCAGAGAAAAUCUAUUUGAAUUAAUUUCAAGUUUUGAAUUAUACGAUGAAGGUAUUGAACAAUUAAAUAUAAUAAAAGAUAGAUUCAUUAAGAAUGAAAAAUUGGAGUUACCUAAGGGUAACUUGGAGGUUCCAUUUGAGUUGGUCACAAAUGUGAAUCGAUCAAUAUCAUCCAUGCUGAGUGAUAAGCAAUUGUCUAAGUUCGAGUAUUAUAGAUAUUUUUUUCUUAGGGAGUUUAAUUUACUGAAAUUGGACAAUAAUUUACCAACUGACCUACUAACUGCCUACCAAUUAAUUCAAUCAUUCAUUGUGUCCAUAGAAAUUAACUUCUCACAGUCUGAACUACUAUUGGAAUUUAAAUUCUUUUUUUUUGAAGCUAUUUUGAAGAGAUUAAUGAGUGAUAACUUGAUCGACCACCCUCUUGUGCAUGAAAUUAAAGGGGAGCUAUUAAUGAAGAAACGUGAUUGCUGGCUUAAUGGAGUUCUAACUAAUACAGACUUCGCUCUAAUGGACAAGUCGUUUAUAAAUAAUCCUGUCCCAUACACUUUUGAAAAAGCUAAAUCAAGCUUUAAGGACGAAGAGACGUUUCAUGCCAAUUUCUUCAACUUAACCAAGGAACUUUUGUCUCUUUUUAACAAAUGUGAGGGGAGACGCCAACGUAUUGUUGAUAUAUUAUCCAUUGAAAUUGGAAUGUUACAUUAUCAACGAAUGGAGUACGAAAGGGCAGUUAUGCUAUUUAUGUCAUGCUAUGAAUAUUAUACACAAUCCAAUUGGGAUAUAAUAGGAUUUAAAAUUCUGAAAGUUUUUGUCCAUUCUUUAGUUAAUUGCCCCUCUUUGAAAGAAUUGACAAUUGAUGAUGAACAGGUUCCGGUGACAACAAUAUUGAGUAGUUCCUUCUUAAGUGUGGUAAGGAUAACUGCAGAUCCGGAAGAGAAGAAAAUUUACUGGAAAAAAUUUGUCGAACUUCGAAGGAAGUCACAAGCCUUAGAGUUUUCCUAUCCAAAUAGUGGAUUUUUUGAUGUGGAAAAUAUUGGACUGGUUAAAUUAUAUGGUGCCAAUGAAUAUGGUAUUGAAGUUACAUUGAAAGAUAUUGGCUUUAUCGAGGAAGUGGAUAUUGAUUUUAUUAGUUUAGUCGUAAAGAAUUCUAUGAAUGAGCAAAUUUGUUUUCGAAAUUCUUCUCAAGAGAAAUUUAAUGUGGACGAUGACAAACAUACCUUGAAGACUCAUGAGAUUAUAUUUGGCGAAUUUGUUCCACAAAAAUUAGAAGUUUCUAUUAAUGGCACCACUUUUGUAAAAGAGUUUAUCAAUGGUACACUACCUGUCAUCAACAUUGAAGCAAUCUUUGAUAUUGAAAAUGUCACUUUCUCUCUUCAGCAGGCGAGGAGUCUUGAAUUAGGUGAGUAUUCGUUGGAGUUAGGAAUUUCUAAUUUAGACAAAGUUGAAGAUAUGCGUUGUAAACUUAAGGUAAACUCAUUACCAAAUGGUUCAGUAGAUUCCUUGCCAAUUAGUUUUUCCAACGAAGAACAGGUGUCCAUAUACGAGAUAAGUGACCCCAAGAAAUCUCCGAUAUUGGUGGAAUAUUUCUUGAAUGCUCCCACAACCUCUUUUUCUUUACAAUACACUGCCAGUUUUGUACGUGACGGAGUAUCCUGUAAGGAAGUUCAAAAUAUUACAGUGAAAUGUUACCUUCCAAUUUCCGUCUCUGUAGAGGAUAUAUUCAAGAGGGAUCUAUUUUUCUUCAGAUUUUUGUUGAAUUCUGUCCAUAAUGAUAACCCCAUUAUUGUAUAUAGUUCCAAAUUGGAGAAUUCGGGUGAGGAAAGGUACGAGAUUGAAGGUAACUUCGUUCCAUCUUCUCCUGUAGCUCUGAGUUCAGACGCUAGUGAAAGCUGUUUCAAUUGCUACAAGAUAAGACCCAAAGAAGGUUAUCUAUUCGAUUCACAAGAUAAGUUGAGUUUGAAAGUGAAAUACAAUACACUGAAGGAGAAAUUUGAUUGUCUCAUCACAGAUGCUGUACUAAUCCAAGGUGACGUGGAUUGUUUCCGUCAGUUUGAGAAAUGGAAACUAUUCUGGGAGACCAAACUUCUCACCCAGCUUUCCUACGAUUACAAGAUCUUCGAGGAGCAAAGCAUUCUCAAGUUUACAGAAUCCACUAACAUCUCCAAAUUUUGCAAACUCUUGAAGGAAAUUCCCAUGGAAGCCAGCGUCCAGAGGGGCAUGUUUGAAUGUCUGAAACGAGUCUCUCGUGGUAUUAAGAUGAACAGUAUUGAUAUCGAUGAGUAUUUAAAGAACUUGUGCCCGCGAGAAUUGAUUGUCCCCGUUCAAUUGCCUGAGUUUGAACAAUUAUUCUCGGUGGAAUUAUCUAUGCUGAAUGAGUUAUACAAGAAGGAGGGGAGUCUUACAAUAGGGACGGCGGUCCCGUUUGACGUGAAAGUGGAGAAUCUGAGUAAGCAAUGGAAACAUCCCAGAUUAGAAAGCGAUACCCCAGAAGGGAACGUAUUUGUGUUUGAGAUAAUGACAAGUAACGAGUGGUUAGUCAACGGUAAGAAGAGGGUCGGUUUGAAUUCUGAAGAUACGGAGUACCAAGUAUCCCUGAUCCCGUUGAAAAAGGGCUAUCUGAGCUUCCCACGUGUAGAGAUAACGAGUGCGGACGGUGGAGGGGCCAGAAUAGACUACUUGAAUGCAUACGAGACAGUUCUUGUAUUCUAA
This is a messenger RNA of Naumovozyma castellii, 3312 nucleotides long. RefSeq names its product transport protein particle complex II subunit TRS130 (gene TRS130). Lineage: Eukaryota; Fungi; Ascomycota; Saccharomycetes; Saccharomycetales; Saccharomycetaceae. The coding region runs from base 1 to 3312 and encodes 1103 amino acids. The record is from RefSeq and is a predicted model, not a curated record. The transcript has a single exon.